AGUAACAAUGAAGUUUUUCAACCUUCAGCAGCUUUACUUGAACUCCGCGGAGUUUUCGUUGCAAAUACUAUUUGCCAUUUUUACAGUGAAAAUAAAGUGCUUUGUUUUUCAAAAACUUAAUCUUUUCCACAGAAAAAAGAAGAUGUCGGAGAAUAGCUUCAACUCAAAGUAUUUGGACGAUGACGAUGAGGACGAUGCGAUUGCUGCCUCUGAGGGCAAAGUUUCGAGCCAGGUGGCCAAGCGCAUCUGGCAGCCAACCAUCGAUGACACUACCCCUGGGUCUGGGAGCCGCCCGAGAAGCCCCUGCCCCACGUGGAGGAGGAUGCUCCGAUGA
Messenger RNA from Drosophila miranda, 334 nucleotides. RefSeq lists its product as uncharacterized. The transcript is spliced from 3 exons. Lineage: Eukaryota; Metazoa; Arthropoda; Insecta; Diptera; Drosophilidae. The coding region runs from base 8 to 334 and encodes 108 amino acids. The record is from RefSeq and is a predicted model, not a curated record.